Molecule: messenger RNA, 1484 nt
Organism: Raphanus sativus (radish)
Lineage: Eukaryota; Viridiplantae; Streptophyta; Magnoliopsida; Brassicales; Brassicaceae
Product: U11/U12 small nuclear ribonucleoprotein 59 kDa protein
Exons: 8
Coding region: 123-1286 (387 amino acids)
Source: RefSeq, a predicted model, not a curated record
CUCUUCCUUUGCUUUUGCCGGGAGUCGGAUCUCGCCGAAAUCUCCUCCGUUUUUUAUCUGCAAGUCGCCAAACACGAUUCGUCUCAGUUGUGCAGCUGAAGUCUCUGAACAUUUUUGGGAGUAUGAAUCCAGCGAAUUACCAGCCUCCGUACCACUGGGCUCCGAUGCUACCUCCGGAUCCGCCUCGCUGUGGUGUGUUUUGGAAUACGAAGAACGUAAGCGAUCAGCUCAAACAACUCCAAGAUACUCUUCACCUCGCAAAAUCAAUGGAGGAUGAACUGGAUGCAUUGAGGAUGAUCAAAGAUGGUAAAGGUUCAAUGGAAAGUGUGGAAGAAGAAGGGUCAGGAGGAGCAGAGUGUUUGAGGAUAUAUGUAGAAACUGUGAAGAUUGAUAUGGAAGAGCAGGAGAAACUUUCAGUGGAAGCUGCUAACUCCUUGAUGUAUACCUUGAGAGCACAGCUUGAGCCUUUUAGGUUUGUUGUCGACGAGAAUUCUCCCUGGGAGGAGAGGUCUGCAGCGGCGAGAUUGGCUUGCAGGAUGAAGAAAUCUAAAAGGAAUAAACUUUGGAAGAAGAAUAAGAGACGUUGCGUUGCAGAGAUGCGUGCUAAGGAGCCUGAAAGGUUUGAAAAGGCUGAUCGAGAGGCUGAUGAAUGGAGGGAGAAGGAAAUGGCCAAGGACAUGGCUAACAGAAAGGUUGAUGAGAUGAAGGCUAUUGAGAAGGUCAAGGCGAAACGAGAGCGAAGGAGAUUAGAACCCGAGCUUGAACUAGCGCUAAUAGUCGAGGAAAUGCAAGAGUUGCGUUCACUAAGAAUCGAUAAACUGAAGAAGCAAGGGCAUUUUCUUCCGGAAGAAGAUGACAAGUUCUUUGAGAGUGUUCGAGCUGCGGUGGAGCAAGAGGAGAAUCAAGCUCAGUCCGUAACCAACACAGAAACCCAAGAGAAUGUCAUUGCCUCCGAGGAACACACUAGUCUAACAACCGAUAACAAAAUCGUCAACAAAGACACGGAUAAAGAGAGUAACACUAUCGCAGAAGCGUCUUGUGAAAAGACAACAGAAGCUCCUCUUGACAGUGGUUGCGACAAUGUAUCAAAUUUACCGGUGGAAUGUUAUCACUACUACUACGGAAGCAAUUUGGACAUGGGUAGACUUAUCGAGAUCAGACGAGAAUGGGAUGCAUAUCUGAGUCCAGGGGGAAGUCGGAUUCCUGGACACUGGGUGCAGCCAUCGCCACCAGUUAAUGAGAUUUGGGCUUCUUGUCUUGUUAAAAACUCCAAAGAGCGAUCUUAGUUAGUGGCUGAUCGGAUUCUUGGAAACAGGAAAGUGUCCAAACAAUUGAUCUUAGCACCUCCCGGCACUGAGUUUCAUAAAUAUUGUUACUGGGGAAGUUUUAAUUGAUGUACAUUUUGAAAUCACAAUUUUUGAGUUCCACCAAGUUGAUAUUUUGAAAUUAAGUUUUGUAAUCAGCUAAUAAACAAUUUUCGUCUA